AUGGAUAAAAUUUUUUACGUUCGCGCCAUAUAUGUUGAUGUUUCUAAUAUUAAUAAUCCGGAAUAUGCUAAAACGGCCCUACAAGCAAUCGAUCAAGUUUCAUCAGAAUUGAGAGAAAUAAGCUUAAAAAUUCAUGAACAUCCAGAAUUAGGAAAUCAAGAAAAAUAUGCACAUGAAUUGUUAGUUACAUAUUUGAAAUCCAAAGGAUUUGAAGUAACUCCAAGUGCAUAUGGAAUCGAAACAGCUUUUACUGCAGAAUUUCAAUCUAAAGUUGGAAAAGGAAAAGUAGUGUCAUUUAAUUCUGGAAUAGGUCAUGCCUGUGGUCAUAAUUUAAUAGCAAUAAGCGGUGUUGCUGCUGCAAUUGGUAUUAAAUCAGUUAUUGAAAAAUAUGAAAUUGAAGGAACUGUAAAAUUAUUUGGCACUCCUGCUGAAGAAAGUACUAAUGGAAAAAUUGAUUUAAUUGAGGCUGGUGCUUAUGAUAAUGUUGAUAUUUCUUUGAUGGUUCAUCCAGGCGUUAUUGAUGCAGUAUUCAUGAGUUUUCUCGCAUUAAGACCUGUUACUGUAGAAUAUUUUGGAAAGAAUGCACAUGCUUCAGGAGAUCCAUGGAAUGGAAUUAAUGCAUUAGAUGCUUUAAUUUCGGCUUAUAACAAUAUUUCAUUACUGAGACAACAAAUUUUACCUACUGAUAGAAAUGAUUUAAGAUCUUUACAACCACGUAUUCAAAAAUGCUUUGAUGCUGCAUCUGAAGCUACUGGAACUAAAGUAAAAACUAAUUGGAAAAGAGAAGUUCAUGUAGAUGUUAAAAGCAAUGAACCUUUAGCUACAAGAUAUGAAUACUAUUUAACCAAUGUAUUUGGUAAAAACUUCCGACCAAAACAUGAACAAUCAGCAUUCCCAAUGGGCUCAACUGAUCAAGGUAACGUUACGUAUGUAGUGCCUGGUAUACACCCAAUGUACGAUAUACAUACAUUACCUGGUGGCAAUUCUAAUCAUACAAUAGGAUUUACUGAAGCUGCUAAAACUAUUUUGGCACAUGAGGAAACCAUUAUAGCUUCUAAAGGUAUUACUUUGGUUGGUUUGGAUUUCUUGAUUGAUGACAAAUUUUCUAAAGAAGUAAAGAGGGCUUUUACUGAAAAUUAA
Messenger RNA from Entrophospora candida, 1140 nucleotides. Lineage: Eukaryota; Fungi; Glomeromycota; Glomeromycetes; Entrophosporales; Entrophosporaceae. The record is from the annotation of a GenBank genome assembly.